Messenger RNA from Enterobius vermicularis (human pinworm), 1350 nucleotides. The record is from the annotation of a GenBank genome assembly. NCBI's taxonomy places the organism in Eukaryota, Metazoa, Nematoda, Chromadorea, Rhabditida, Oxyuridae.
GUAAAAGAUGAUGUUCGGCAACGGCAAGAUUUAUAUUCUUUACUUUACGUUCCUCACCCUUUUAUUAUCCCGGGUGGCCGUUUUCGAGAAUUUUACUACUGGGAUUCUUAUUGGAUUUUGAAAGGACUUCUUUUUUCUGAAAUGACUGAUACUGCGAAAGGUAUCAUCAGGAACCUGGCUUAUAUGGUCGAGAAUCAUGGAUUUGUUCCGAACGGUGGUCGUGUCUACUACUUAUUACGUUCCCAGCCUCCUUUGUUGAGUCCAAUGGUCUAUGAAUAUUAUUUGGCCACGGGAGACUUAGACUUUGUUCAAGAGGUACUGCCUCUUUUGGAGAAAGAGUACAGAUUUUGGCUUUCACAACGAUCGCAGUCUUGGUUUGAUGAAUCGUCGGAAGAGAAAUUUCAGUUUUUUCAAUACCGAGUUAAAAUGAAAACGCCCCGCCCAGAAUCUUAUCGAGAAGACAUGGAACUUGUGAAAGAUAUUCAGAAACAAGCCGAUAAAGAACUUUUGUGGUCAAACGUGGCGUCAGCCGCUGAAACUGGAUGGGAUUUUAGUACCCGAUGGUUUGCGCAAAGUGGACCAGGCAUGCACGAUAUGAAGACCAUUCGCACGUGGUCUAUCGUACCAGUAGACCUGAAUGCUUUCAUGUGCAUUAAUGCAAGAAUUCUUGGAGCUCUCUCUGAAAUCACAGGUGACUUUAAAAAGGUCAUUUAUUACCAGUCAAAAUAUGAACAAGCGAAGGUAGCGAUGAAGAAGCUAAUGUGGAAUGAAACUGAUGGUAUUUGGUACGAUUACGAUCUUGAAACAAAGCAUCACUCCAACACAUAUUACGUCUCGAAUGCUUUACCUUUGUAUGCCAAGUGUUAUGACGAUGAAGAUGAUGUAACUCCCCAUAGAGUGUAUGAGUACUUGAAGAGGGAAGGUGUUCUGAAUUUUACUAGUGGUUUGCCUACCUCGCUUGCCAUGGGUAGUGAGCAACAAUGGGAUAAAGAGAAUGCUUGGCCUCCGAUGAUACAUAUGGUUAUAGAAGGUUUUCGAACUACUGGAGACCCACUGCUAAUGAAGGCAGCUGAGAAAAUGGCUACCAAAUGGCUAACCGUUACGUACAAAUCGUUUAUUAGAACCCACUCUAUGUUUGAAAAGUAUAAUGUUUCUGCCAUGUUAGAGGAGUGUGCAGCAGGCGGAGGAGGUGAAUAUGAAGUUCAGACUGGUUUUGGAUGGACUAAUGGAGUAAUUCUUGAUUUAUUGGACAAAUAUGGCGAUAAGAUGAAUUCGGGUGCUUUGCCUAAGGGUCUUUUUUCUACACUUUCAUUUCUUUGGUGCUUUAUUUACCUAUGGCGGGGUUUAUAA